This is a messenger RNA of Plasmodium malariae, 1350 nucleotides long. RefSeq names its product 6-cysteine protein, putative (gene P48/45). The record is from RefSeq and is a predicted model, not a curated record. NCBI's taxonomy places the organism in Eukaryota, Apicomplexa, Aconoidasida, Haemosporida, Plasmodiidae. The transcript has a single exon. Bases 1 to 1350 code for a protein of 449 amino acids.
AUGUCCAGCAGUUAUAUGAAAAAAUUUUACUUCAUUCUACUGAUAUGCAAAAUAUUACUCUUAAAAGUAAGUACAGGAGAUGAUAAUUCAUAUGUAUCUCCUAAAGAUAUGAGUAGUCAAGUGACAACAUUUUUAGGAUUCAAAUGUAAUUUUUCUACUAAGGGUGUACAUAAUUUAGAACCGGAUAUCCUAGAAAAUAGAUCGAUAUUAUGUAGUAUCCACUCAUAUUUUAUAUAUGACAAAAUAAGAUUAACAAUACCUAAAGGUGGGUCAGAAUCUAAGUUUAAGAUAUUACCAGAAAAGUGUUUUGAAACUGUAUAUACAGACAUGAAUAAGAAAAAUGAAACUAAAAUAGAUACAUUAGGUCUAGUUGAUUAUGAAGUAAAAGAAGAUAAAACAAGUGCAGAUUCUGUAGAUAAAAUUUUAACUAUUUCUCCAUUUAAUAAUAAAGAUGUAGAGUUCUUUUGUCUAUGUGAUAAUACAAAAAAGGUAGUAUCUAAUAUUGAAGGAAGGAGUGCAUUAAUACAUGUACGUGUAUUAAAAUAUCCUUAUGAUAUUAUACUAGUUAACUUAACAAAAGAAUCUUACCCAUAUCUAGCUGAUAUAUAUAAUAUUAAAUCAUUUAAUGAUAAAAAAUUGAAUGUACAAUUAAAAGAAGGAGAUCUAUUUGUCUUAGCAUGUGAACAAAUUGAUAAGAAAUGUUUUCAAAAAUCACAUAAUAAUGGUGAAUUAUAUAAAAGUAACAAAAUAGUAUAUCAUAAAAAUUUUACUAUAUUUAAAGCUCCAAUAUAUAUUACUACAGAUACUGUAAAUGCAGAAUGUUCAUGUAAAGUUGAUAAUUCUACUAUUUAUACUACAAUUAUAAGUCCACAUAAUUCAAAAAAAACUAUACAUGGAUGUAAUUUUUCAUCUGAUAGUACUUCUCAUACAUUCACAAAUAAUAUUGAUAUGACUGCUUUAGCUGAUAAUGCACAUAUUACAUGUAAUGUCGAAUUGACCGACAAAAGUUAUAAUCAUUUAUUAGGGAUAAGCUGCCCUGGAGAUAUUGUACCUGAUUGUUUUUUUCAAGUAUAUCAACCACAAGAAGGUGAAUUAGAACCAUCCAAAAUUGUUUAUUUAGAUGCACAAUUAAAUAUGGGAAAUAUUGAAUAUUAUGAUGAUAGUAAAGGUGAUAAUAAAAUUAAAAUAUUUGGCUUAGUUGGAAGUUUACAAGAAACUACUUCCUUCACCUGUAUUUGUAAGAAAGAUAAAAAAACUGCCUAUAUGACAAUUAAAGUAGCAUCCGCUUAUUACGGAUUUUUAGCUAGAAUUUUUAUAUUAUUAAUUGUCCUAAUAUUGCUAUAUAUAUGA